Molecule: messenger RNA, 1307 nt
Organism: Mercenaria mercenaria
Lineage: Eukaryota; Metazoa; Mollusca; Bivalvia; Venerida; Veneridae
Exons: 1
Coding region: 524-1180 (218 amino acids)
Biological process (GO): DNA integration; DNA recombination
Molecular function (GO): DNA binding
Source: RefSeq, a predicted model, not a curated record
UUGCAGCAGUAUUACAGAAGCUGGACAAGGAGCAGGCAACAGCAGUGUUAGUGGCACCAGUAUUCACAACCCAAGUAUGGUUUCCGCGACUUCUCAGGAUGAUAUCGGGACAAAGCUAUCUCCUGCCACCUGUGCGAGAAAUACUGUACAACUCGAGAACUCCAGGACAAGAACAUGCUCUAAGUCGAAUGAGAUUAGGUGUUUUCCCGAUAUCAGGGAAAAGCUCAUUAGUGACGGCUUAUCAUCAGAAGUUACAGACCUAACUCUUGUCAUCCUGGCAAUUAUCAACAGCCAAACAGUAUUUGCGCGUAUUACAAAAAGUGGGUGCAGUUUUGCGAUUCAAGCGAAGUUGAUAAAUUUAAUCCCAAUGUAAAGGACGUACUGUUGUUUCUUACACAGUUGUAUAAUAAUGGUUUAAAAUAUAGCGGCCAUAAUACAGCAAGAUCCUAACUAUCAAGUUUAUUAGAAAUUACCAGUGAUAUUCAGUUGGGAAAACACGCAAGUAAAAAGAUUAUUAAAGGCAAUGUUCUUAAAAUCACCUAGCUUGCCACGUUGCAAAAACACAUGGGAUGUAGAAAGGGUUCUGAAAUUCAUCAGCGAUUUAGGGAAUAAUGAAAAUCUAGAGUUCACAACGUUAACAUACAAGUUAGUGAUACUGUUAGGAUUAACAACUGGCCAAAGAUGCCAGACUUUAUCUUUUGUAGAUGUUAGAAACAUUGAAUUUAUAAAUGAUGGUGUAAAAAUUAGGAUUGGUGAUAUGUUAAAGCAAUCGAGCGCUAACAGGCAUCUCAAGGAAAUUUUCUUGAAACAGUUUAAACAAAAUGAAAAAUUGUGUGUUGUUGAAUGCUUACGUCAUUAUUUGAUUGUUACUAGUUCAUUAAGGCAGUCUACACAACUGUUUGUAGCUUUGAAGAAACCUCAUAAUCCAGUUACAAAAUCCACUAUAGCAAGGUGGAUCAAAACAUUGCUAAAAUUUGCAGGCAUAGACAUGACUAUAUUCAAGCCUCAUAGUGUAAGAGCGGCUGCAUGUAGUGCAGUUGAAGGACAUAUACCUAUUGACACAAUCUUGAAAACUGCUGGCUGGACACGAAAAAGUAAUUUUAGAAAAUUCUAUGACAGGCCAGUAAAGUGCAAUGAUGAAUUUGGUCAUACAUUAUUAUCUAAACUAAAGGAGAAAUGAAACAAUGUUAGAUUACUGUGUAGUACUGUAGAAAACUUUUUUGCCAUAUAAGGAUAUCUGUAAUUUACUACAUGUUGUUUAGUAAUACGACAAAGAGUCUUAUAUUUAGUAAGCGCGAAAGUCAGUU